GGGAGCGGUGAGGAUUGGACAUAGCAGGCCUUGACUUGCAGUCAGGGUCGCACCACACAGCUUGCUGCCCCCAGUCCCCCUCCCCGGCUUUGACAUGCCGCUGUCUCUCUCCCCCGCCAGGCUGGAUGGGCCACACUUCAGCUGUCUGUACCCCGAAGGCGUCUUCUAUGACCUGGACAGUUGUAAGCAUUCCGGCUGCCCCGACCCAGAUGGGGCUCCUGACUCCCUGUGGGGCUGGGCUGAGGCCCCGCAGCCUGUGUCCGCCGUGCCCUACGAAGCCUUCGACCCAGCGGCAGCGGCAGCCGCCACCUUCAGCCAUCCCCAGGCCGUGCAGCUGUGCUAUGCGCCCUCCCCUGCCAGCUACAGCCCUGCAGGGAGCCUCGAGCCCACCCCCAGCCUCGAGGGGCCCGGCCUCCCCGCCUAUCCCACCUCAGAAGACUUCCCUGGGCCGACUCUGGGCCCCCCGGCGUUUGCCCCGUACCCCAGCCCGGUGCUGUCGGAGGAGGAGGAUCUGCUGCUGGACAGCCCCGCCCUCGAAGUCUCGGACAGCGAGGCGGACGAGGCCCUGCUGGCUGGCCAGGAGGGGAGGGGCUCCGAGGCAGGGGCCCGCAAGAAGCUGCGCCUGUACCAGUUCCUGCUGGGGCUGCUGACGCGCGGGGACAUGCGCGAGUGUGUGUGGUGGGUGGAGCCGGGCGCGGGAGUCUUCCAGUUCUCGUCCAAGUACAAGGAGCUGCUGGCGCGCCGCUGGGGCCAGCAGAAGGGCAACCGCAAGCGCAUGACCUACCAGAAGCUGGCGCGCGCGCUGCGCAACUACGCCAAGACCGGCGAGAUCCGCAAGGUCAAGCGCAAGCUCACCUACCAGUUCGAUAGCGCGCUGCUCCCCGCCGCCCGCCGCGCCUGAGCCCGGCCCCCCAAGGCUGCGCCCUGGCACCCCCACAUUGGGGGCGGGGGACCGCCGCCCUGCUCAGGGUCC
Molecule: messenger RNA, 973 nt
Organism: Ochotona princeps (American pika)
Lineage: Eukaryota; Metazoa; Chordata; Mammalia; Lagomorpha; Ochotonidae
Gene: SPIB
Product: Spi-B transcription factor
Exons: 5
Coding region: 95-901 (268 amino acids)
Biological process (GO): cell differentiation; regulation of transcription by RNA polymerase II
Cellular component (GO): nucleus
Molecular function (GO): sequence-specific DNA binding; DNA-binding transcription factor activity, RNA polymerase II-specific
Source: RefSeq, a predicted model, not a curated record